CAGCAGGCAGUAUCACACACAGCUCUGGCGAAGACCAGAGGGGAGGAGCGCGGGGACCUCACAUCCGGUGUGGAGUGGAAGUCCGGUGGAGCGCACAGGCCGGAAGUCGGGUGGACCGCACAGGCCGGAAGCCGGGUGAGUAACGUGCUGCGGGUGAGGGGAGAAGUCCGAGCCCAGGAGCCUGUGGUGGAGUAGGAGUAUAUAGAGGAACACAGGGGUCUGUACAAGGACGUGAUGAUGGAGAAUCACCGGCCCCUCACAUCACUGGAUGAAUCCAAUAACAGAAAUACCCCAGAGAGAUGUCCCCAGUCUCUUUAUACAGCGGAAGAUCACACGAUCCCACAGAAGAAUCAGGGUGAAGAUUUGACUAAUAUUAAAGUAGAAAAUGUAGAGGGAGAAGAAGAGACGUAUGUGACUGAUAUGAAGGUAGAAGAUAUACAGGGAGAAGAAGAGAUGUUUGUGACUGAUUUGAAGGCAGAAGAUACAGAGGGAGAAGAAGAGACGUAUGUGACUGAUGUGAAGGUAGAAGAUACAGAGGAAGAAGAAGAAGAGACGUAUGUGACUGAUAUGAAGGCAGAAGAUAUAGAGGGAGAAGAAGAGACGUAUGUGACUGAUUUGAAGGCAGAAGAUACAGAGAGAGAAGAAGAGACGUAUGUGACUGAUAUGAAGGCAGAAGAUAUAGAGGGAGAAGAAGAGACGUAUGUGACUGAUAUGAAGGCAGAAGAUAUAGAGGGAGAAGAAGAGACGUAUGUGAUUGAUAUGAAGGCAGAAGGUAUAGAGGGAGAAGAAGAGACGUAUGUGACUGAUAUGAAGGCAGAAGAUAUAGAGGGAGAAGAAGAGACCUAUGUGAGAGGUGAUCAGAAGUGUAAGGAGGAGGAAAUCCCUACAGAUAUCAGCAGAGAUGGAUGUAACAGAAGAGAUAUAUGGCAGGAGCAUCUCUCUUUGUCUCCAGAUUGUGACAUAGACGAUAACACCAGAAGAGAUUAUCCAGCAGAAACUCCUAUUACCUCACCUAUGCAUCCAGAUCUUCACAGUACAGAUCCGUCAUCUGACCCCACUUAUCAUGAAGAAUGUUCUGAUAGAGUAGAUACCAAAUACUUUACACAGGACACAAAGCCUAUUACCCAUCAGCCAGCUAAGACAUUUUCAUGUUCUGAGUGUGGGAAAUGUUUUACAUGCAAAUCACAUCUUGAUAGACAUGAGAGACGUCACACAGGUGAGAGGCCAUUUCCAUGUUCUGAGUGUGGGAAAUGUUUUAUACAGAAAUCAGAUCUUGUUAGACAUGGGAGAACUCACACAGGGGUGAAGCCAUUUCCAUGUUCUGAAUGUGGAAUAUGUUUUACACAUAAACCACAUCUUGUUAUACAUAUGAGAAGUCACACAGGUGAGAAGCCAUUUCCAUGUUCUGAUUGUGGGAAAUGUUUUACGCAGAAAUCAGAUCUUCUUAUACAUGAAAGAAGUCACACAGGCGAGAAGCCAUUUCCAUGUUCUGAGUGUGGGAAAUGUUUUACACAUAAACCAUAUCUUGCUAUACAUAUGAGAAGUCAUACAGGUGAGAAGCCAUAUCCAUGUUCUGAUUGUGGGAAAUGUUUUACACAAAAAUCAGAUCUUGUUACACAUGAGAGAUGUCACACUGGUGAGAAGCCAUUUUCAUGUUCUGUGUGUGGAAAAUGUUUUACACAGAAAUCAAAUCUUGUUAAACAUGAAAAAAGUCACACAGGUGAGAAACCAUUUUCAUGUUCUGAGUGUGGGAAAUGUUUUGCGCACAAAUGGCUUCUUGUUACACAUCAGCGCCAACACACAGGUGAAAGACCGUAUUCAUGCUCUGAGUGUGGGAAAUGUUUUAUGGGCCAUUCAAAUAUUAUUAGACAUAAGAGAAGUCACACAGGUGAGAAGCCAUUUCCAUGUUCUGAGUGUGGGAAACGUUUUACACAAAAAUCGCAUCUGGUUAAUCAUCAGAGACAUCACACAGGUGAGAAGCCUUUUCCAUGUUCCGAGUGUGGGAAAUGUUUUACACAAAAAUCACAUCUGGUUAAACAUCAGGGAAGUCACACAGGUGAGAAGCUGUUUCCAACUUCUGAUUGAGAGAAAUGAUAAAAAUCAGAUCUCGUUAAACAUUACAUUAAUCACACAUUUUAACAGGUAAAACUUUGCAUAUUUGCAGGUCGAAAGUAUUUUGACCUAAAGAACAGAUGUAGUAAGAACGUAUUUGGCAUAGUAUAUCACCAGGUACAGGCUCUUUAUUGACUUUUCACAUUAUUUCAUUAUUAUGCUGUUAUUGUUUGCGCUACUUAUCAGUUUGUAUUCUUUUUUUUUUUCUUUUUCUUUUUUUUCUUAUCCAUUUGGUAAUAUAACAUCCACCCAUUGAGCUGAUGGGAUGGAAAGUCACUUUCUGCA
Messenger RNA from Pseudophryne corroboree (corroboree frog), 2397 nucleotides. RefSeq names its product gastrula zinc finger protein XlCGF26.1-like. The record is from RefSeq and is a predicted model, not a curated record. Gene Ontology annotation, molecular function: DNA-binding transcription factor activity, RNA polymerase II-specific; RNA polymerase II cis-regulatory region sequence-specific DNA binding. The coding region runs from base 235 to 2085 and encodes 616 amino acids. Lineage: Eukaryota; Metazoa; Chordata; Amphibia; Anura; Myobatrachidae. Gene Ontology annotation, cellular component: chromatin; PcG protein complex; transcription regulator complex. Gene Ontology annotation, biological process: regulation of transcription by RNA polymerase II. The transcript is spliced from 5 exons.